AUGGAUAUCAUCGAUCCUGCAGUUUAAAAGUACCAAAAUCUUUUAUUGUCCUUAGGAAGUGGAGGCCUGCAGACACUAUAAGUUAUAUAUAGAAAAAGUACAAAAUAGAAAUAUUAGAAAUUCAUUGAUUCAAUUACUAAGCAAAUGAAAACAGGUAAUUAAUAGCUGCAUAUAGAAGAAGUAUAUACAACAAACAAUGUACAAGAGACUAUUAUAUCAGUGAAUCUCGUAAGUCUAUAUAGAAAUUUCAUGAUUGAACUUAAAAAAGCAAAUGUUAACAAUUCUGGAAAUGAGGAACAAAAAGAAGAGAAGAAAAAUAUUAAUGCUAAAAAGAUUCCUUAAAAAUAAAAAGUAAAAGAGUAGAAUGAACUAAAAAAUCAAGUCAAUAUAAAAGAUUAAAAGAUAAGAUUCUAGGCAGAGGAGGAAAAACAAAUACCUCGAUAGAAUGUAGAGAAUGUUGCUAAUUAGUUGCCAAGCCCUUAAAAAAACUCUAAUAGAAUUAAUGAACUUAAAAAUGAACUUAAUCAAUAAGAUAAUGCUUAACUUAACGGAAAUCACUUUUUUUAAGAUCAGAAGAGUUAUCUAGACCAAUUUUUCAUAGAAAAUUACAACUUUGACUCACUAUAUUAAUGGGAAAAUAAAAUUGAACCUUGCCUAAAGUGCUCAAAUAAUUUGUAAAAGGUAGAAGAACUUUAAGAAGAAAUUUAAGUAAUGAGGUACAAAGAAUUAGAAAAUGCUGAGAUUAUCAAUAAAAAAGAUCAACUUAAUUUAGAACUAUAGAAAUAAUUGGAGGAUUUGUAAAUAAGAUUGAGAGAAUUGGAAGAAAGAGAAUUAGAGGAUCAAAUCCUACCAAGCAUACGCUAAGGAUUAGAUAAAUAACCUAGGUAAAGAUAGGAUUAAAUAUAUUAGCAAUAAUCUGCAAUGAAAGUAGCUAAGAUUGCCUAAUAACAGAAAGUCUAUCAAAAAGAUAGCUAAUCUGAGAACGACCUAGAAAGUUAAAAUAGUGAUUGGGAUUUUAAAAUGCCCAAAGUAGAUCCUAAGCUAGAUCUUGUUAGUGGAAAGUACGGAAAAUAGGAUAUUUAUAAGAAGACUCCCUAAGAUUAGUUUCUGACUGAUGAUUAUGAUGUUACAAGAAAUUUGUAACCCAGAUUAGCCAACAUUGUUUCAUCUUACAAAAAAUAGCUUUCAAGAUAUAUUUGCAGAAACAAAAAGCAAGUCUAGAUGGUUAAGGAUUGUUUAAAAGAAUUUAAAAUGCAAAAUCAAGAAAGUGGAAAGCUCAUUAAAAAAGAUACUAGGCAAGCUAAUAUAAUUGAUGGUCAAUAUAGAGGUUAAUUUACUAUAUUUACCUUCACAAAUAAGUGA
Messenger RNA from Stylonychia lemnae, 1362 nucleotides. NCBI's taxonomy places the organism in Eukaryota, Ciliophora, Spirotrichea, Sporadotrichida, Oxytrichidae. The record is from the annotation of a GenBank genome assembly.